AGGCGGCCUCGUAUCGCCCCCCCCCCCAACCUCUCACCGGCCACCUGUGGUACUAGCACGGUGCGGAGCGCCCCCCCGAAAUCUCCCCCAGUCACUGGCAGCCGGGCCUCGUCUUCCCCCUCCGCCCGGGCAGGGGAAAGCGUAAAAGCUCUGCAAGUCUGCAAUAAAAAUGGCCUCCAAUAAAACUACAUUGCACAAAAUGGGAAAGAAACAGAAUGGCAAAGGUAAAAAGGUUGAAGAGGCAGAGCCUGAAGAAUUUGUUGUGGAGAAAGUUCUGGACAGACGUGUUGUAAAUGGAAAGGUGGAAUACUACUUGAAGUGGAAAGGAUUUACAGAUGCUGACAAUACAUGGGAACCUGAAGAAAACUUAGAUUGUCCGGAGCUAAUCGAAGCUUUUCUGAACUCUCAGAAAGCUGGUAAAGAGAAAACAGAUGGUGCCAAAAGAAAAUCUUUGUCAGAUAGCGAAUCUGAUGAUAGUAAAUCAAAGAAAAAGCGUGACUCUGUUGAUAAACCAAGAGGGUUUGCAAGGGGUCUUGAUCCUGAGCGGAUAAUUGGGGCUACGGAUAGCAGUGGAGAGCUUAUGUUUCUCAUGAAAUGGAAAGACUCUGAUGAGGCAGAUCUGGUGCUGGCCAAAGAAGCAAACGUGAAGUGUCCUCAGAUUGUAAUUGCUUUUUAUGAAGAGCGACUAACUUGGCAUUCAUGCCCAGAAGAUGAAGCACAAUAAUUGUUUGCAUUGCUUUUUUAUAUAUAUGAAUAUUAAAACCUGAAAUUUGAUUUGUUAGCCAUGUGAGAAACAUACAUUCUAACAAGAAUUAAAUUUGAUAUUUUUUUGAAGUAGUAUGUUUUGCAUCAACAGCAAGUAAAUAAAAGCUUUCUGCAACUUGUUUCAUUUAUCACAAGAGAGCAUUUGAUACUACUACUUCCUCCAUAUUAGGUAAAAGCUUUUAUAAAAUGUUCAUAAACUUCCAUAGUUAUUACAGAAUCAUAAUGAAUGUUUAAACAAACUCACAGAUGUUUUGUAGUCUUCUAUACUAUUGAUGUGCAUGUAUCUUCUUUACCCAAGCCCCUAGCCCUUUAAACCUGUAGAGUUAUUCUUUUUAGUAUUUGGGAUCACUUGGUCUCGAGAAGACCAAGUGACAACUAACUUUGUAGUAAUUUGAAUGUUAUCAGACUGUAUAUUGUUUACUUUAUUGUAAAUACUGGUGAACAGUGGUCAAUAAAAUAGUUUUAUAUUCUUCCUUUA
Molecule: messenger RNA, 1243 nt
Organism: Falco peregrinus (peregrine falcon)
Lineage: Eukaryota; Metazoa; Chordata; Aves; Falconiformes; Falconidae
Gene: CBX3
Product: chromobox 3
Exons: 6
Coding region: 170-724 (184 amino acids)
Biological process (GO): negative regulation of transcription by RNA polymerase II; chromatin organization
Cellular component (GO): nucleus; pericentric heterochromatin
Molecular function (GO): chromatin binding
Source: RefSeq, a predicted model, not a curated record